AAUUAAUUACAAGCUAAUCCAUUUUCAUUCAUCAAAUAAAUGUACAAAACAAAUUAAUGACUCACCACAUACAUCCUAAUCUAAAUCAAAACAGAUUCUCUAAAAAUAACUUUCUAAAAAUCAAGCUCCAAUAAUUUCACACAUAAUCCAUAUUACCUUUAAUACUUUCCAAAUCUUUAUGAUUCACACAUUCUGUAGUAUUUUUUCUCAAACCCAAAAAAAUAAAAAUAAAAAAAGUUAAUAAUAAUUUUUUUUCACAAAGUGCAUAGGAGCGUAUGACUCUUGCACUUAGGAAGAGCGUAUGUUAUCUUACCAAAAAGGAAUAAAAUAAAAUAAAAUCAAAUCAAAAAUCAAAAACCCAAUCAUAUUGUAUACACAUUACACUACUACAAUAUCAAUAUCUUCCAAUUAAGUAUUAUUAUUCGGGCCGAGUCGGGUCACGUGGGUGCAAUGUAUGUGUCACAUGCCAGCCAAUUUAUGUGACCGUUGGCUAAGGCUAGCUCACAUCAAAGAAGAAAAAAGAAGGCGUGGUUUAGUUCAUCCAACGGCCAUAUAUUUUCACUAGCCGUUGUAUUUGAAAAUUUAAGGGGGUUUAGGUUCGUGUAUUUUCCAGACAAUUUUUCCGUUGUUUCAGUUUUAAGGCAACGAUUUUAUUUCUUUCCUUUUUCUGUUUUCUUCUUCUUUAUUUACCUGAGCUCUUGAAUGACUGAGUAAGAGAGAGAAACAGAAGAGAGAGAGAGAGAGAGGAGAGAGAAAGUGAGAGAGAGAGAAAGAGAGUAUAAUUAGUAAAUGACCUAAUUAUACCUCAGAUUUUUGUUCAUAAUCAAGAGAAAUAGUUAAGAAUUUUUCUGGGGUUUUUGUUAAUUUUUCUGGGGUUUUAGUUGAAUUUUCUGGGGUUUUUGUUGAUUUUUCUGGGGUUUGAUUUAUUCUUUGUUAUUUGAUUGAGAUUAAUUAGAUCUUGAGAUUAUAAUUAGCAAAGAUGAUUAACGAUGAAAAUCAAAGUAUUCCCAAUUUCCAAGGUCCCAGAAAAUUUGGGCAUGAAGCUAAAAGAACAAGAAGAGCAUUAAGUGUGAUUAAUCAGAAUUUGGUUGGAUCUCAGCCUUAUCCUUGCGUUGUUAACAAAAGACCCAAUUCACAAAAAUGUGUGAUUUUUGAUGAAAACAUCCCCAAUCCUGUACAAAGACCAGUCACAAGGAAAUUUGCUGCUGAAAAUAAUAAACAAGAAAUCAAAGUUCAAAAUUCAAGUGAAGUUAUUGAAGAUGUUAAAAUAAUAGAUGUGGAGUGUAAGACAAUUACAGAUGUGCCUGUGCCAAUGUCAUUGGAAAAGCCUGAAUCUGCAGCACAAAAUCAGAUUAAUGAGAUGGAAGAGGUUGAGAUGGAAGACAUCUUUGAAGAUCCAAUCUUGGAUAUUGACGGCCGUGAUUCAAAAAACCCUCUUGCUGUUACUGACUAUAUUGAUGAUCUUUACCUUUAUUAUAAGAAAAUGGAGGCAUGCAGCUGUGUAUCACCAGAUUACAUGUCACAGCAAUUUGACAUUAAUGAAAAGAUGAGGGCUAUACUUAUUGACUGGCUUGUUGAGGUACAUUACAAAUUUGAACUUAGGGAUGAGACAUUAUUUCUCACAAUACAUCUAAUAGACAGAUUCCUAGCUAAACAUACAAUGGUGAGAAAGAAGCUACAAUUAGUGGGUUUAAUUGCAAUGCUGUUAGCCUGCAAAUAUGAAGAAGUUUCUGUACCUGUUGUUGAAGACUUGAUCUUUAUUUCUGACAAAGCUUAUACUAGAGAAGAUCUUCUUGAAAUGGAGAAGAUAAUGCUCAACACAUUGCAAUUCAACAUGUCUUUGCCAACCCCAUAUGUCUUCCUGAGAAGAUAUCUGAAGGCUGCUGAAUCUGACAAGAAGCUUGAGCUGCUGUGCUUUUAUCUGAUUGAGCUUUCUUUGGUGGAGUAUGAAAUGAUCAAAUUUCCACCUUCACUGUUAGCUGCUGCUGCAGUGUAUACAGCACAAUGCAGUCUGUAUGGAUUUAAACAGUGGAGCAAGACCUGUGAGUUUUACACAAACUACACUGAAGACCAGCUCCUGGAAUGCUCAAGGCUUAUGGUGAACUUCCAUCAAAAGGCAGGAACAGGAAAGCUAAGUGGGGUACAUAGGAAAUACUCAACUUCAAAGUUUGGUUAUGCAGCAAAAUUUAACCCGGCAACCUUUCUCCUCAACAGUUGAGUCUAAUGAGAAAGGAUUACUGUAUAGUUUACUGACUAUACAAGAAAUUUGGUAAUUACAACAAAAUGACAUUUGAAAACUACCCAUUUCUCUAUUUGAGGGGUGUGUAGAAUAUGGCUAAUAAUCUUCAUUGGCUUUUAGGAUAUUGAUAUUGACAAUAUUUACCACCCUUUGUUUAUGUUUCUUGCAAAACAUCCACAUUGUAGUUCAUAUUCAAUUUUUUGAAUAAAUACAGAUUCAACUGCUUAAAUUCUGCUAAA
Molecule: messenger RNA, 2478 nt
Organism: Chenopodium quinoa (quinoa)
Lineage: Eukaryota; Viridiplantae; Streptophyta; Magnoliopsida; Caryophyllales; Amaranthaceae
Product: G2/mitotic-specific cyclin-2-like
Exons: 9
Coding region: 980-2218 (412 amino acids)
Biological process (GO): mitotic cell cycle phase transition; regulation of cyclin-dependent protein serine/threonine kinase activity
Cellular component (GO): cyclin-dependent protein kinase holoenzyme complex; centrosome; cytoplasm
Molecular function (GO): cyclin-dependent protein serine/threonine kinase regulator activity
Source: RefSeq, a predicted model, not a curated record